AUGAAGAGCAAAACAAACAGCAUGUGGUGUCUUAUUCUUCCCCUUUUUUAUGCCCUCCUGCCGACACAAAUUGAAAGCAACUGUUGCCAUAGCGCCAAAAGCAAAGAUGGCUAUCCAAUGCCUAUGUAUUUUUCAAACGAUAUAAAUAUAAAAUUUUUAUUUGAUUUUUUGCAAGUGAAGAAUGAAUACGAAUUUUUCCUCUGCAACAUUGUUUGCAUUAUGUUGGGCUUUCUAUCUGUGUAUGUUAAAGUGUUGAAGAAAAAAGCUUUCAUGAAAGAUUCGAAUGGAUUGAAGACCCAGCUUACCCUGUUAAGCAUCCUCUUUUCUUGCAAAAGUGCUCUGUACGGGUGGUUGUCUUUUCUCAAUUACACAAUUGACUUCGCGCUGAUGCUUAUCGUUAUGACUUUCAACGUGUUCAUUUUUUUAAGUACCAUUUUGGGGGUGGCCUGUGGCUACUUUUUUUACGGCCACCUGUUAGCGCUGUGA
Molecule: messenger RNA, 486 nt
Organism: Plasmodium inui San Antonio 1
Lineage: Eukaryota; Apicomplexa; Aconoidasida; Haemosporida; Plasmodiidae
Exons: 1
Coding region: 1-486 (161 amino acids)
Biological process (GO): intracellular copper ion homeostasis; copper ion transmembrane transport
Cellular component (GO): plasma membrane
Molecular function (GO): copper ion transmembrane transporter activity
Source: RefSeq, a predicted model, not a curated record